UCUUCUUCGUUCCUUCCCUUUUCUCCUCCUUCCCUCCCUUCCCUUCACUCAAAUGAUGAUGAGUUCUUCAGCCAUGUUCAUCAACCAUGAACCGGCCCACAUGGGCCACUUCGAGUGCCCGGUUCAAGAAACCGAGCUCACAACAGCCGAGAUUCAAGAGCUACUGUCUUUGCUUCAAGCAGGGAACUCGGCCUCCCCAAGCUCAGAGGGGUCGAACCGGGAGGUCUAUACAGUUGACGAGAGAAAGCGUAGACGGACGAUGUCAAAUCGCGAGUCAGCCCGGCGGUCCAGGUGGAGAAAGAAGAGGCAUUUAGAGGACAUGACGAACGAGGUGGAACGGUUGAAAAUAGAGAACCUGGAGAUGAAGAACCGGUUGGGGGUGGUUGCUCAAAAGUGUCACGUAACAUGGAGAGAAAAUGACCGCUUGACAUCCGAGUCCUUAGCUCUAUGUGCGAGACUUUCGGAUUUAUACCGGAUUUUGAUUGCCAUGCAGAUGCAGUACUCACAAUAAUUAUUAAAGUAACAAAAUGAUGAUCAAUAAGCUCUAAUGAAGAUUAAUUAGAGCAAGGUUAAAGAGUGGUAUGGUUUUGUGGGGUACAUUAGGCUGCAUGCAUGCUCAGCGUGUCACUGAAAAUGAUAGUUAAAUAAUCUUUUAGGUUUUGCUUUUACUUUUGGGUUCCCGUUGUCGAUCGGGGAAAACUUUCUUUUUAGUAGCUUUGUACGUAUUGAGGACUAGCACGUAACCAUGCAUGUCUACAUGUGAAAGAGAUGCAUGAAAUGAGUGCAUGUAAGUUUUUUUCUGUCAAUAUUUAUAGGCAUUUUAGCUUCAUUACCAUGCAUGCUCGAUCACGCUUGUCGCUUCGUGAACUUGAGGCUCUUGUUUUGCACCUUUUUUUUUUUUUUUUAAGGAUUGGUAGCAGGUAGCUCUGCAUGUUUGUUUCAAGUUGUUGGUCUAUGUAAAGAUUCGCUUUUUGUUCUUGCAUGUUGAAGACCUCUUUUUUUC
Messenger RNA from Malus domestica (apple), 1003 nucleotides. RefSeq names its product basic leucine zipper 4. Lineage: Eukaryota; Viridiplantae; Streptophyta; Magnoliopsida; Rosales; Rosaceae. Gene Ontology annotation, molecular function: DNA-binding transcription factor activity; transcription cis-regulatory region binding. Gene Ontology annotation, cellular component: nucleus. The record is from RefSeq and is a predicted model, not a curated record. Gene Ontology annotation, biological process: positive regulation of DNA-templated transcription.